Messenger RNA from Apiotrichum porosum, 942 nucleotides. RefSeq lists its product as uncharacterized. The coding region runs from base 1 to 942 and encodes 313 amino acids. NCBI's taxonomy places the organism in Eukaryota, Fungi, Basidiomycota, Tremellomycetes, Trichosporonales, Trichosporonaceae. The record is from RefSeq and is a predicted model, not a curated record. The transcript has 3 exons. Gene Ontology annotation, molecular function: serine-type peptidase activity. Gene Ontology annotation, biological process: proteolysis.
AUGUCCUCCAGGCUUCAGCGACCACGCAGCUUCAUGGGAGGUAAAUGGUCCUCACCUACGGCCUGGGUCGUACCGGCCUUUCGGUCACGCGGAUACACUGUCGUGUCGGUCGGCUACCGCAUGCUCCCACACGUCGGCAUCAAGGACAUCAUGACAGACGUUCGUACCGCGUACGCAUGGUGCAUGGACAACUUGCCGCGACUGGUCGGUGCCGACCCCUGUGCUGGCGUGAUUGCUGGCGCCAGUGCAGGGGCGACAGCAGCCCUGCUGGCCGGCUUUGACUUUGACCCCAAACCCAAGGCUGUGAUAAACGUGUAUGGCAUGGUCGACAUGCUCGACCCAUCCCACCAUACCACGCUGCCGUUCAAGGCUGACCCGUACAUCACGUCGGCAACGGAGGGGGAACUCGCCGAGGCCAUGAAGACGAGGGAUCCGAGCAAGGCCCUCGUCCAGUGUCCGUGGGCGGGUGACUUGCCCCCCGUGGUCCCUCUCGAAGUAACCCGCGCACACCUCGGCUUGCCAGAGUAUACACCCACCGACGCGACCUUUUUCCACCUCGACCUCGUGACUUAUAUGGUAAAGAAACGAAUAAUGCUUCGCACGGUGUUCCGUUGCGACGAAACGGCCGACGACAGCGUGUUCCGUGCUACCCUCCGAGCAUGGAAUCCGCUUGAUCGCUUGGCAAACGACGUAGAAGUGGCCAGGGCAUACCCUCCAACGUUCAUCCUGCAUGGGUCCGCAGACCAGUUUGUCCCCUUGCACGAGGCGACCAAGAUGGCCGCCAUUUUGAGGAGGGCAGGUGUGGCUGUUGGUGAGGCAUAUCCCGAGGGCAUGGACCAUUGUUUCGACUGGGCUAUUGGGUCGCCAAAGGACGAGGGGUGGGUCGAAUGUGUUAUCCCCAUGCUCGACUUUCUCGACGCACAUUUGCGUGGCCCGACUUAG